AUGAACGUAUGGCAUCCUAUUAUAGAAUCAGCAGACGAGUUUAGACUGGGUCAAAUUUGGAUCGUAUCUGGAUCUUACAUCAACAAUGAUAUCAACAAUAUUGAAGUGGGUUGGCAUAAUUUAGCUGCUGCUUCCUGGGCCAGGGCACUCUCCAUGUUCAAAAUGAAUGUUGCGUCAAAAAGCUAG
This is a messenger RNA of Eruca vesicaria subsp. sativa (arugula), 186 nucleotides long. The record is from the annotation of a GenBank genome assembly. Lineage: Eukaryota; Viridiplantae; Streptophyta; Magnoliopsida; Brassicales; Brassicaceae.